GUUUCAGUUUCUUUUACACCAUACGUUGUCGACUGAAGAAUUAUAGGGUAGAAGCAAUAUUAGUCUUCGUUUUAGUCAGAGUAAUUUAACAGUUUAAAUGUAAACUUUUAAAUUUAUCCAUCAAUAAAAUAACAUAAAGCACCGUUGAAACAGUCUAAUUUUUACAAUGUCUUAUAUGCAACCUAUUAAACAUUUUCGAUCAUUAUUUGGUGUAAGAACAAUGGUUACGACUGAAGAACAAAGAAUCCUUAACAAUUUUUGGAUGUUUAAAUAUGCCAGGCUGUGCAGCAGUUGGCUGCAACAAUCGUAGUGAAAAAGGUUAUAUUAUGAAAUGUUUUCCACGUGAUCCAAAGCUAAGAAAAAUUUGGCAAGAACGUGUUGCUAGAGCUGAUUGGGAACCAUCAAAUAAUUCAUUCCUGUGCCACGUACAUUUUGAACCUCAAGAAUGGUCUAUAACACAAAGUGGGAGAAUUAGAUUAAAAAAAAAUGCAGUACCAUCUAUAUUUACUGUAACAUCUACUAGAAAAUCUCCUAAAAAGAGAACUAAGAUAUUUGAUCAUAGAGGUGAAUAUAAUAUAGAAUACAUGGAAAAUGAUACUGAGCAUUCAUCUAUUGAGCAGUUAGAAGAGAAAGACUUGGGUUUUCAGGCAAUUGAAGAAUCAUCUAUGGAACCACCGAUUGAUAAUAAUCUUAAACAUAAAUUUAUAGAAAUUAAAAAAGAAGGGAACGUUAAGAUUGAUACUCAAAGACAAAAUAUCGUCAUGAUUGCUGAGGAUAAUCUUGUUGAUAUUAACAGUCUAGUGAAACAAUAUAAUCUUGAAGUUUGUUCAGAUGAUAAUAAAAAGGAAGUUGGAUUACCCUUAAUGAUUAAUAAUUCAGAAACUGCUCAACUACCAAGUACCACUGUGAAAAAAGAAAUUAAGCUAGAAAUUAUGGAUCAUAAUACAUUUGAAGAUAGUUAUGAUGAAAUUGAGGAGAAGUUAAAACAAAUUUGUGAUGGUGGAUCCACUGAAGAUGAAAAUUAUAAAAAUGGAAUUGAGAAAAAGUUAGCAGUUCAAUCAAAGAAUCAAAAGGAAGAUGAAGUUGAAGAAAAAAUGGAUACAAAUAAUGAAUUUACUAACGAUGAUCAGAAAGUUGCUUUGCCUACUGAUACAAGUCAUGCUUUCCCAACAAAAAGUGAAAUAGGGCAUAUGCUUACAGAUAAACAAGAAAAUGUUGAAAUAAUCUUUGGCACUGAAAGUGGAGAUGAAAAAAUGUCUGUGUCCCAAAAUAUAUCAAAAAUUAAUAAAGUAGAUAAUAGUCCUUUAAAACAUGAUGAUAUAAUUUCUAUUAAAGAUAACAAGAAAGUUUUUAAUGAAGAUAUAGAAGAAAAUUUUACUAAAGAUGAAGUGCAUGUUAUACCAAAUAUAAGAGCAGCUAUGAAACGUAAAAGAAGAACUAGAGAAGAAAUAAUGAAAUCAAUAAAAAAAUCAAUUAAAAGCACUUCUGAUCAAGAUGUUAAUUCAUCGAGUAAUAGUGAAUUAUCUGAACAAGAGGCAGAAAUUAGAAAUGAAUUAUCUUUGUUUUCUCAAGAAAUAGACGACAUUAAUAAAAAUGAUACAGAAAUGGAAACUGCAAAAUUUGUCAUCAAAGUAACUGGUGACCCUGAUGAUGUGACUGACAUCAUUGAAGAAUUAUCAUCUAAUACAAUAGGUACACAAAUAUCUAAAGAGUUUAAUACCAUUUGCAAAAAUGAAGAAGAUGGUACACUUAUUACAUCUAUUAUAACAGUAGUGUCACCUAAGAAUCUUAAAGGAAUUAUUUAUGGAGAUUUUAAUAAUCCACUAGUAAAGGAUGACUAUGUAACCUCAACUAACAAAACAUUAAUAGUGAAUCAUUCUCCUUGUGAAGAAAGAGAGUUUGCAGAUUUAAAUACAACUCAUAGUUCUAAAACCUACCAUGCUUCAUGUUUUAAACAUACAUGUUCUGAUGAAGAAGAAAGGCAUAAGAUAAGAAUUAAUUCUCCAUUGCAAAAUUGCGCACAAGGUGUUCAAACUUCCUUGGAAAAUAACACUGGUUGUAUUUCCUCUGAUUAUGAAGAUCUAUUAGAAAGAAUACAAAUUCAAGAGAAUGUAAUUGCAAAGUUAACUGAUCAGUUAAUUAUUUAUAAAGAAUUGGAAAACAGCAUGAGAAAUAAAAACAAUGAACGUGAAAUACAAUCUAAAGAUGUAGAAACUUCUAGAAUUAAUACAAGAUCAAGUAAUACGCAAUCUUCAAUUCUUAAUAAGAAAAACUUAGAAUCCAAACAAAGAUUAAUAGAAGAUUUGUCAAACAGAGUGAACUAUUUUGAAGAAAUGAAUAAGAAAUUAAUGAAAACUGUAACAUUGGAAUCUCAACAAAAAAGAAAGCUUGAAGGGCAAAUUAAGCAAAAGGAUAAUCGAAUAAAAGAACUCAACUGGAAGUUGGAGAAAGCCUCUAAAUAUCUUGAAAGAGCAGAGAAAAAUACUAACACUUAUAGAAGGAAAAUGUUAAACAUGCAAACUAUUAUGAGAAGAAGAAAACUUUUAGAUGAAAAAAUGAGCAAAUUUAAUGAAAUGUUAAUAGAUAGCUCUAAGCAAGAAUUUUCAGAAAAGGUUUUAUCCAUGGCAGCAGACAUUAGGAAAAUUUGUGGAAGAAGUGGAUAUGAUAAGUUACUUUCUUAUGGGUUUCCAUUACCACCAUUACCAUCUUUAAGAAAGGGAAUUCUUAAUGAAGAUAUCACAGAUCCUAACAAAAGUGAUAUGGAUGAAGUACGAAAUUCUACAAAAAUAAGUGUUAAAGUUGAAAAAGCUCAUGAUACAAAUAAUGAAUCUGAAAUAGAUGAAAAGGACAUAGAAGUUGGUAAACCAACUGAAUAUGAAAGUACAGAAACUGUGACAGGAACUGUGCAAGACAUUUUUGAUGAAAACAAUGAUGGUGAUGAUUUUAGUACAAAUGAACUGAGAGAACAUUUUAUUCUGCAAUUAAAUGCAGUUAUGUAGCCAUAAUUUUGUACUUUAAAUAUAUCCCUCUUUUUUACGACUU
Molecule: messenger RNA, 3042 nt
Organism: Eufriesea mexicana
Lineage: Eukaryota; Metazoa; Arthropoda; Insecta; Hymenoptera; Apidae
Product: putative leucine-rich repeat-containing protein DDB_G0290503
Exons: 2
Coding region: 273-2999 (908 amino acids)
Source: RefSeq, a predicted model, not a curated record